UCGGCUUCAAGCUCCAGCAAAAGUUGCGACACUCCGCCAUCAGCCUUGUUCUUUUUUCUUCUUUAUGUAGGCGGCCAUGUCCAUUCCCGGCCUUGGGCAAAUCCCGGUACAAGCGGCCGUUUCCUCGACACGAACCAUUUCCCUCCGUCCGGCUUGGGAAUGGCGAUUCCAAGUGCCCCCGGGCAGUUCCCUCACCCUUAAGGUCCUCUCGGGGACCGCCGAAAAGGACGGCGUCGAAUUGCCGCUGCGCAAUGCCUACACCUUCUCCGGCAUCAAGUCCAAGAUCCUGACAUGGCACGGCUGCGAGCUGGAGAUUGACGGGCGGUGCGACAAUGACUCUAUCGCCGAGUACUCGAAUCCGGCUGCGAACCCGGCGACUUCGCAUGUUAAUCUCCAUGCGCGGCUCAACGACAUGCGCGUUGACGCCUUCAGACAGCGCCGCGAGGGGCCUAGAGUGCUGGUGGUUGGGCCGCCUAGCUCGGGCAAGACGACGGUGGCCAAGACGUUGACGAGCUAUGCGACGCGCCAGGGAUACCAGGUGAUUACGGUCAAUGCGAAUCCCAAGGAGGGCAUGCUGAGCCUGCCGGGGACGCUGAGCGCCAGCGUGUUUGCGACGGUCAUGGACCCUGAGGCUGUGGACGGCUGGGGGUCGACGCCGACGAGCGGACCGAGCACGAUACCUGUCAAGUUGCCGAUGGUGUUCAACUACGGUAGAGAAUCUGCGGAGGAUGAUGAGGAUCUUUAUCGCGAACUUAUUGCUAGGCUGGCUGGAGCGGUUAGCAGCCGGUUGAGUGAGGACGACGAGGUCAAGGGGUCGGGGGUCAUUGUGGACGGGAUUGGAAUCAGCGAGGACGGUCAGUUCGGGCUAGAGCUGGUGGCACAUAUUGUUGAUGAGUUUUCAGUCAACAUUGUGGUGGUGGUUGGGUCACCUAAAAUCCACGCUCAACUCUCGAGCCGGUUUGCUACGGAAAAGACAAGUCUUGGGGAGGCGAUACAGGUGGUUUCCAUUGACAAAUCCGAUGGAGUAGUGGAAAGGGACGAGGCGUUUCUGGAACAGUCGCGCGAGGCUGUGAUUAAAGAAUACUUUUUUGGAGACGCAAAGAGGACGUUGAGCCCACAGAUUCAACAGGUCGACUUUGAUAGUCUGGUCAUUUACAAGCUGGCAGACUAUUCACCUGAUGAAAAGCACAGCUUGGUCACGGAAGAGCCCUCGUCUCUCAUGCAGCAUUGGACUUUUGCAGUUAUGAACGCUUCUGUGCGUGAUAGCCCAGACGUGGUUCGCGCGGCUGAUGUUAUGGGCUUUGUCUAUGUGGCGGACGUGGACGAGGAUAGGCGGAAGAUUAAGAUUUUGGCCCCGGUGAGCGGGAGACUGGGAGAUAGACCGCUGGUAUGGGGCAAGUGGCCAGAGCCCUACAUUAACUUGUUGGGAUAGAAAAUGUCUUGGAGAAAGCAAGUCAAAAGUUUGUCAUGAAUAUUGCGUGCACGAUGGUGUGACUUGGACUUGGUGUGAUGUUUAACACGUCUUGACAGGUGACUGACAGACUCGAGGGCUUGUGUUGCCUAAGGAAUUCGUUUUAUGCGAGGGAUGAAAGUACGACGUUCUAUCUCGAUUGCAAGACCAGCACGCUGGUGUUUGGUUGGCUGCGCCUUCGUACUUGGAGCACUUUAUGCUGUCUGAUGUAUCAGGUGGCAUUGCCAAGGUACACCAUAUGCAGCAACGACAUCACAUGGUGCAGUUUUAUCCGAACAGAAGCGAACAAGAAGAGGUAAUUUGACAAAAAGACCAACGCAAGGAGAGGGGGCAAGGGGGAGGCUUAGCAUCGGUUUUGCGAUUUAGAAGUUGGUCCUCUGGUAAAUGAUACGGUGAACACGCGUCGAGCCAAGAAAGAACGGAG
This is a messenger RNA of Trichoderma harzianum CBS 226.95, 1895 nucleotides long. RefSeq lists its product as hypothetical. The transcript has 4 exons. Gene Ontology annotation, biological process: tRNA splicing, via endonucleolytic cleavage and ligation. NCBI's taxonomy places the organism in Eukaryota, Fungi, Ascomycota, Sordariomycetes, Hypocreales, Hypocreaceae. Gene Ontology annotation, cellular component: mRNA cleavage factor complex; nucleus. The record is from RefSeq and is a predicted model, not a curated record. Bases 77 to 1432 code for a protein of 451 amino acids. Gene Ontology annotation, molecular function: polynucleotide 5'-hydroxyl-kinase activity; ATP hydrolysis activity.